AUGAGCCCAUGCCGUCAUACAUGUUGGCUUAAACCAUGGAGCCUGGGCAUAGAAAGGGGCGUAGAAGUGACAGACCGACCUCAAAAGAUCUUGAAGGAGUUCAAAGAUCCCAAUACUGAGAGUGCUGGCCUCCUGGUGUUAAUCGGAAAUCAAUCGAAGCAGACGGCUUUCAAGAAGCUAAGUUUCCAGACGGGCAGGAUCCAGGCGAGGACGGGCGGUGAAAUUCAUCUGCUCGCUUCAUCAUUGAAAGAGAACCGCCAUAAGCGCAUCAUUAUAGCGGAUACUGAUGUGUCCGGUCGGCAGCCCAAGCCGCCAUCAUUAAGCUCCAGUCCUUGUCACGCUAUCAAAGUCCUGACUGACACGACACAACACGUUGCUGAUGAGGCACCCAACUAUGAAAACCUUUUACAGAAAUCCCUGUUUGCAUCUGCUGAUGUUAUAUGCAUAUUCGUCGAUGAUUUAGGAGAGUUUGAUGAGUCGCUGAAACGAUUACAUUUCUGGCUCCGAAAUGGACCACCAUCGAGUAGCCCACAUUCGACUGCCACCAGGUUUUCCAUGAACUUUAUGAAGAUCCUUGCUUCCAAGCCAGCUCAGGACUUGCAUCAAGUUCUAAGAAGUUAA
Molecule: messenger RNA, 621 nt
Organism: Fusarium poae
Lineage: Eukaryota; Fungi; Ascomycota; Sordariomycetes; Hypocreales; Nectriaceae
Exons: 2
Coding region: 1-621 (206 amino acids)
Source: RefSeq, a predicted model, not a curated record